This is a messenger RNA of Octopus sinensis (East Asian common octopus), 1169 nucleotides long. Its product is annotated as protein FAM166B-like. The record is from RefSeq and is a predicted model, not a curated record. Bases 142 to 1056 code for a protein of 304 amino acids. Lineage: Eukaryota; Metazoa; Mollusca; Cephalopoda; Octopoda; Octopodidae. The transcript is spliced from 6 exons.
GCAGAGCACAAACGGUUAUUUAUGACUUCAUCAGCUGUCAAAAUCAUUUGAUGAUGUCAUGAAUGAGCUACUUUGAUGCACUUUCAUUGAAGUAUCUUAUCUGCAAAGGUGGAAUUUCGAACAAAAUAAAAUUUCGUAAAAAUGGUCGUUAGAAAUAAUGAAAAUUUAUAUUCCAAAGCACCUAAAUCUCAUAUACCUGGAUAUACUGGAUUUUGUCCACAAUUAAAGUUUACUAUAGGAAAAACUUUUGGGCAUGCAACAGAGAAAACAUUGAAAGAUGAUGAUAUUAAUCCUUACCUUACAAAUACAGAGAAAUCUUUGUUGAGACGGAAAUAUCCAACUUUUGAAGAAAGACUUCAAAAUAACAAUGACCAAAUUUUGGAAAAGAGACGAAAUUCUCCAGGAAACAUAUUUCAAGAAAAUAUGAUCUCUGGUUAUACAGGCUGUAUUCCUUGUCUUCAAAAUUAUCACGGGCAAACCUUUCGAAAUAUUUGGCGAGACAGUCUGACAGAAUUUGAAUAUAACCAAAUAAAGAAUAAUUUGAGAAGGCAACAACUGGGUUUUGAACCAAGCUCACAAGUUUGUGAUGUAAAGUGUCAUUCUGGUUUUCUGAAACUCCCAGAAGUUCCCACCCUAAGUAUGACACAGACCGCACCUGACUUUCUUCCUUUUUACUCUAAGACUCAAACCAGACCACAUAUAUCAGUUUUACAGAGAGAUAAUAUUGAUCCACAGAAAUAUCAUAUACCUGGAUAUGCCGGAUUUGUACCUCGUUAUCGACCAUUGAUAGGAAGGGUAUAUCCAGAGCUGACACAUCAAGCUUUGUGCCAAUUUACUGAUGAAAUGGAAAGAAGAGAAAUGAAACCUACAACUGCAGCUGCAAGUGAAUGUAAGAAAGGCCUUGCAGACACAUAUAUUUAUCCAGAAAAAAGUUCCAUUGUACCAAUGUAUACAGGACAUAUUCCAGGUUUACGAGAUUCUUUUGGGAAAACAUUAGGCAACAAUACUUAUGAUAUAAGAAACCAACUAAUUAAUGAGGGAAUCAUAAAAUACUGAAUACAGAAAGAUGUUGAAUGGUUUGGUCAUUUUGCAAGGAAAGUAAAGAGUUAAUAUUUAAGCUGUAAAGAACACUAACAAAUCCAGUAUAAAAUCAUUUUCCUUUAAAGAGU